This is a messenger RNA of Pistacia vera, 2341 nucleotides long. RefSeq names its product DNA-directed primase/polymerase protein. Lineage: Eukaryota; Viridiplantae; Streptophyta; Magnoliopsida; Sapindales; Anacardiaceae. Gene Ontology annotation, molecular function: chromatin binding; DNA-directed DNA polymerase activity. Gene Ontology annotation, cellular component: mitochondrial matrix; nucleus. The transcript is spliced from 14 exons. Gene Ontology annotation, biological process: mitochondrial DNA replication; replication fork processing; error-prone translesion synthesis. The coding region runs from base 130 to 1983 and encodes 617 amino acids. The record is from RefSeq and is a predicted model, not a curated record.
CAAUUCAAUCGAACUGUUUACAGUUUUAAAAGGAAAUGUGGAUUGGGCACCAAAAUUUCCCUCCAAAGUCGGUCCCUUCAAGAAACAGAAUUUUCAGUAAUCACACAAACGAACACGAGCAAGAACACCAUGGACGACGUUGAUCGACUCUUCCAAUGCUUCAAAUGCGGCAUUUCUCCUCCACCAUCUGCUAUGCGAGAAAGAAAAAGAAGAAAAAACAAACCGAAGCAAGAAGGUGCAAAGCAUGAGGUGUUUACAGCUUCAGGUACUCCAUCUCCGAGAUCAGCAUGCCGUGGAAAGACAACUGAUUCAACUGAAACAGAUAUACAGCUCUGCCCAGAAGAACUUGGUUUGUCGACAGUUAAAGUGAACAAAUCUAACUGUGGCGGGCAGAUUUCUCCUGUUGUAUUUUAUGGGACUCCAAAUGGUGUGCCUCGGAAAAGACCAUUGAGCUUAUUGCGAUUGUUGCAUGAAAUACGUGUUGAUCUCUCUAAACAGGAUAAAUCAGACUUAAGGAAGGAAGUAUGGGCUACCUUUCCAAGGCAAGAUGAAGCGAUCAAGUUUGUGAAAGGUCAUGCAAAUGUUCAUAUUUAUAGUUAUCAAGACCAUUUCAAUGGACAGAGAAGGUUUCUUGUUUCAACAUAUAAGGAGUUCUGGCAGAGGUACAAAACUAUGGACCCAAACUUUCGUCAUCAUUAUGAAGUGAUUCAGGAGGGUUUACCAUGUCACCUUUACUUUGAUUUGGAGUUCAAUAAAAGGGAUAAUCCUGAAAAAGAUGGAGAUGAAAUGGUUGAUCUUUUGAUAUCCAUCACUCUACAAGCAUUGCUUGACAAAUACUCUAUUGAAGGAAAUGAAGAUUGGAUAAUAGAGCUUGAUUCCUCUACUACAGAAAAGUUCUCUCGUCAUUUGAUUAUGCGCAUGCCAAAGACUGCUUUCAAGGACAACUCGCAUGCAGGUGCAUUUGUUACUGAGAUAUGCUCUCGGAUAAGAAGUGCAAGAGAAAGAGAUGCAAAUUUUGAAAAGCUGUUCAUAAAGAAAGAUUCAAACUCUGCUGAAUCCCCAAGUCAACUUUUUGUGGACACUGCUGUCUACUCCAGAAAUCGUUGCUUUCGUUUAGCUCUAUCUUCGAAGGCAGGGAAGAAUUCUUUCCUUUUACCUACUGGGCGUUUCAAAUGUAAGGGCAUGUGUGAAGAAGACAUGUUCAUGGCAUCUUUGAUCUGCAACAUGGAUGCUGACUGCGACAAACUUUUAGUCUGCAAAUUGGAGUUAGAUUGUGUUAAGACCCUACAAUUUGAUACAGAGCUACAUAAUAAUUAUGGAAAAUAUUGUCGUACUUCUCAAGAAUUUGCAUUGAGUUCCCACUCAAGUGAUGUGUCAACCACGUACUUCAUGGGAAAGUCACCAUUUCCAGCUUUGGACAAAUUUAUAGAAUGUAUUGCAUCCAUUGGAGAUGUAUCUGGAAAAAUAAGGAGCUGGUAUUGGUUCUCAGAGUAUGGAUUGAUUGUCUACAGUAUGUCAAGAAAUAGAUACUGUGAGCGAAUUGGGAGACAGCAUAAAAGCAAUCAUGUGAUGUAUGUUGUUGAUCUGAGAAGGGCUGUUUAUUAUCAGAAAUGCUAUGAUCCAGAUUGCAGAGGUUACCGAUCUCCACUUCGUCCAAUUCCAUUGGACAGCAUCCCUGAUCCUAUGUUUUCCUCUGAUUCGAGACAGAUGAUGCAGCAUGGAGGGUUGACAGAUAAUAAUAUUGAAUACCAACUUGUGAACAAUUAUUGGGAACAGGAUAUGAGUUGCUAUGAUGACGACAAUACAGAGAGCUGUGGUAAAGAUUCUUGGUGGAUUGAAGCCAUAAAUCUUGCCAAUGAUAUUGAGAACAAGCAAAAAACAUGGGAUAGCAGCAACAUGGCAAACAUUGAUGAUGAAGAUGACGGCUGGUGGAUGGCUGUUGAAAGGACUGCAUCUCAAGCUGAACUAAUGCACUUCAAUUGAGGAUUCAAGAUAAACAUUCAAGCUUCUGACUGAUGGCAGAUAUAGAAAAAGGUCGAGGUUGUGAAGCAUUCAGAAAUGAAAAGCUAGUUCUUCUACAGAUUGUUAAUGUUGAAGGAGAAAGAAGGCACCCAUAACUUCCUGAAUAAUACGUGCAAUGUUUAAGCUGCAACCCACGUAGGGUCGUUGGGGUUCCCAGAAAAUAAUCUCACCAGUGAGAGACUCAGCAAGGUUUGUGUGUGAAGUUUUUCUGUACAAAAUAAUUUACUAGGUUUGUUGCAAGUGUUUCUAAAAGCCAGAGGCAGCUGCAUCAAGUCAAUAUUGGAUUUAUUACGUUUAUACUCUUUCUCGAGCAGAUAAU